AUGAUUCCACGAAAAUACGCUAGUGGUACUUCGAAACGUAAAGCGAAACAGAAACAUGAAGAUUUUAAAAAUAAACUACCGAAACUGACCAACUUCUUUCCUGCCGAAAUAAAAACUGGAGGCACUAUUGCUAAUGAAGAUGACGAUAAGAUUCAGCAAAUCUCGGUGUUAACAUCAAAUUCGGUACUUUCUACUAAUAGUGAUGAACUCAGUAUUAAGGAUGCUGUCAUUUGUAAUGAACACUCAGAUGACAGUUGUGACAUGAAUAAUCAGAACGUAAUAAGCAGGAAAGCCAAGCUCGUCAUAGAACCUGUAAAUAAAGAUCCCUUUCUGUGGCCCAUGGAAAUGCAUGAUGAUGUGAGGCAAAAGUAUUUGGAUAAAGGCUAUGAAUAUUUUCAGAAAAAAGAUAACAAUUUUCAAGCUUCUGUUAGACAAUAUAAAGAUCAAAACAGAUUUUUAUCUUCAAAGGUUUUUUCACGAACUUUGGCUAACGGUGAAAAAUGCACGCGAAAAUGGUUGAUAUAUUCAGAGUCUACUGGGAAUGUUUUCUGUUACGUUUGUAAGCUUUUUAGUGGAAAUAAUACAAACACAUUUGUAAACGGCGGAUUUAGCAAUUGGAAGAAAGCAGAAGAAAAGAUUAGUGGACAUGAAAAUAGUGCAGAACACAAAAAAUGCAUGCUUACUUGGCUCACAUUCGUGCAUGAAAAAUCACAUAUUAAUAAUUAUAUGGCUAAGCAGCUACAAGAGGAGAUAAGUAUUGGACUGAAGUUUUAA
Molecule: messenger RNA, 774 nt
Organism: Nylanderia fulva
Lineage: Eukaryota; Metazoa; Arthropoda; Insecta; Hymenoptera; Formicidae
Source: RefSeq, a predicted model, not a curated record